This is a messenger RNA of Ipomoea triloba (trilobed morning glory), 828 nucleotides long. Its product is annotated as OVARIAN TUMOR DOMAIN-containing deubiquitinating enzyme 4-like. Lineage: Eukaryota; Viridiplantae; Streptophyta; Magnoliopsida; Solanales; Convolvulaceae. Gene Ontology annotation, cellular component: cytosol; nucleus. The record is from RefSeq and is a predicted model, not a curated record. Gene Ontology annotation, biological process: protein deubiquitination; endoplasmic reticulum unfolded protein response. The transcript is spliced from 6 exons. Gene Ontology annotation, molecular function: cysteine-type deubiquitinase activity. The coding region runs from base 112 to 591 and encodes 159 amino acids.
CAGAAUCGGGUAAAAAUGACAACCAAAAAAAAAAAAACCCAAAUUGUUCGAUUUAAAGUCAAUUAUGCAAUGAAUUCCGUUGUUGUUGCGUGAAAUCUCUUGUUUUUAUUCAUGCCAAAACCACAAGUUUCGGCCGGGAUACCCGGGGAUGGAAGAUGCUUGUUCCGUUCAGUGGUUCAUGGGGCUCGUCUAAGAGAAGGAAAGCCAUCGCCAGGUGAAAGCUACGAAAGAGAACUCGCUGAUGAGCUCAGAGAAAAAGUUGUGGAUGAGUUUAUCAAGAGACGAGCAGAUGCUGAAUGGUUUGUUGAAGGUGAUUUUGAUGCAUAUGUCACACAGAUGAGACAGCCCCAUAUCUGGGGAGGUGAACCCGAACUGCUGAUGUCCUCACAUGUUCUACAGGCUCCCAUCGCAGUGUACAUGUGGGAUAAGAAGACUAAUUGCCUUAAGGUUAUAGCUGAAUAUGGUCAAGAAUAUGGGAAGGACAAGCCUAUUUGUGUUUUAUAUCAUGGCUAUGGGCACUAUGAUGCACUGCAAAACCCUUCUGGUGGCCAACAAUCAAAAAUGAAUAAAGCAAAAAGGUUUUUUCAGUAAUAUAAUUCUUUGGGAGCACAUAGAGGUUAGAGAUCUCCAUUCUAUUGAGCCUCAAAACCCUGUCAGGACAAAAGGGACUUGAAGGGGGAAUUAAAAGUACGCUUUCUUUGAAGCUCUGAUGAUAGUCACUAUGUGUUCCUAUUAGCUUCAUUAUUUUCAGGACAACUUUAUAACUCAAUGCCAUGUAAUGUAACUAUAUAAGAUACUUCAAAAUGAUUAAUCUCUUAUUCUGGAUCA